AUGAUCGCUUCCAACGUUCUUGCUAUCGCCCUCGCCGCCGCUGGCGCCGCCGCCGCCCCUCUUGCCAAGCGCUCGAGCGGCCAGGCCACCUACUACGCCGCUGGUCUUGGUGCCUGUGGUUGGACCAACUCUGGCUCUGACUUCAUCGUCGCCAUGAACGCCCCCGAGUGGGCCGGCGGUGCUCACUGCGGUCAGACCGUCACCAUCACCAACAACAAGAACGGCAACACCCAGACCGCCCAGGUCGCCGACCUCUGCCCCGGCUGCAGCUGGGGUUCGCUCGACAUGUCGACCAGCCUCUUCUCCGCCCUGAACAACGGCAACAUGGACGACGGUGUCUUCCCCAUCUCGUGGUCGUUCGGCUCCGGCUCGUCCGCCUCGAACAACAACAAGCAGCAGCAGCAGCAGCAGCAGCAGGCCCAGGCCACCUCGUCGACCUACACCCCCGAGGCCACCUACACCAAGUCGUCCACCCCCUCGGCCACCCCCACCCCCUCGUCGGUCACCUACAGCCAGCCCGCUGCCCCCACCUCGACCUCGUCGUACGCUCCCCAGCCCGCUUCGUCGUCCAACUCCAAGACCGUCGUCUCGACCCCCGAGUGGUGGGCUGACGUGAACAAUGCCUGCGGUGUCAAGCUCGACGCUGGCUCGCUCCCCAUCGCCAUCUCCUCCUCGGCUCUCCUCGCCGCCGACAAGCUUUCGGACGCUUGCGGCAAGUGGAUUCAGAUCAAGAACAACCAGAACGGCAAGGAGCUCUCCCUCCAGGUCGUCAACUACUGGGCCGGUGCCGAGGGUGACGUCGCCCUUGGCGAGGCUUACAAGCGCCUUGCCAACAACUACGAGAACCCCGAGACCAUCGAGUCCGUCACCUGGGGCUUCAUCGACGGCCAGGGCCUCUAA
This is a messenger RNA of Moesziomyces antarcticus, 900 nucleotides long. Its product is annotated as riboflavin-aldehyde forming enzyme. The record is from RefSeq and is a predicted model, not a curated record. The transcript is spliced from 2 exons. The coding region runs from base 1 to 900 and encodes 299 amino acids. Lineage: Eukaryota; Fungi; Basidiomycota; Ustilaginomycetes; Ustilaginales; Ustilaginaceae.